Messenger RNA from Aedes albopictus (Asian tiger mosquito), 1646 nucleotides. RefSeq names its product early growth response protein 1-B. Gene Ontology annotation, cellular component: nucleus. Bases 316 to 1617 code for a protein of 433 amino acids. Gene Ontology annotation, biological process: regulation of transcription by RNA polymerase II. The record is from RefSeq and is a predicted model, not a curated record. The transcript has a single exon. Gene Ontology annotation, molecular function: RNA polymerase II cis-regulatory region sequence-specific DNA binding; zinc ion binding; DNA-binding transcription factor activity, RNA polymerase II-specific. Lineage: Eukaryota; Metazoa; Arthropoda; Insecta; Diptera; Culicidae.
AGCUGGUCGGUCUGCGCAGUCGCUGGUUGUGCCUUGCGCCGGCAAGGCCCCGGGAUAGAACUAUAGUGCUUCGACGUCCCUGCUGUUAGGUAGGGUUCGGAGUGAGAAGAGCGUGUGAUAGGGUGUGCUCACUGUGUGUUAGAUAGAUUUUUUUUGGGCAGGAGGGGAAUUCCGAGGAAAAGGAUAGGGUCGUAAAAUUUUAUGACAUCACCGUGGGUAGAUAUUCGUGUAGUUCGUAGGGGUUCGAUAGUGUAUAAAACGAUAGUGGGAAGCAGAUAGUUGCAUCAGUUGUAGAUCAGUUGUACAGUGGAAAAGAUGGUUCCCGAUUCGAUGCUGGAAAGCAAUCCCACCAUGGGACAAAGGAGUAAAGAGCUUGCAGAGAAAAAUAUCUGCAGGAUCUGUUUGAUCCACACGGAUCGACUGCUAGACAAACAGUGGAAUACGGUGUUGAAUACCUGCUUUACGGCUGUGGCGGAUAAGGCCGAGAGAUUACCAAAGUACGCCUGUGCAGACUGUAGUGGAUUCUUACAAAAGUGCCAUGAUUUUAAGCAAAUGUACAAAAAAUCAGAAUUAAUUUUAAACUGCUAUCCGUUGACCGGAAGUUUGCCAAAUAGUUACAAUGUGCCAGGUUGGUUGCGACAGAAGUGUAAACAACAGGAAGCCGCCUCCAUUCGAGUGCGAUCCAACGAACUUUUGCCAGUGAAUUCCACGCUUCAAUCACCAACGAUAACUUCGGAGAUCGGCGCUGCAUCGCCCGCGAAAGUUCCAAAGAUUCAGUUGAGCCCGGACAAUACUCCAACACAACUAAUGCUACAACAAAGCCCCAAUCCAGACCGUUCAACGGUUAUCCAGGAAAUACAGUCCUACGUGGAUACGUAUCAACACACUUUCCAGGACCCGCAAGCAUACCAGUACCAAUCAUCACCAGUCCUAACUACGUCAACUCAACCCAUCAGAAGAUAUCCUGUUCUGGAAAGACAGUUACAACAACCAUUAGUUCCAACCAUUCAUCAAAGCUGUAACUCAACGGCCAACCAAAAUCAGCCAAUCCAGCAGAUCGUUACUCAGCAAACCCCAAUGCAGCAACUACCUCAACAACCAUCACAACAACCUGUGGCGACCUCCAAACCUCGGAAACCUCCGAGACAACGCACCACCCCGGGCCAACCACCCCAGCAGCUAGCCCCAUCGUACAACCCAGCACCACCAUCCACCAUCCCCGUGUUCCAGUGUACGGACUGCUGCUACAUGUUCACCAACCAAGUUCACCUGAUGACGCACAUGCGCAAGCAUCGCUACUAUGGCGAGUACCGGUGCGCCUGCGGUCGCAACUUCCGCCACAUGUACGAGUUCGUGAACCACCUGAAGCAGCACACGACCAUCUCGUGGUGUGACCUCUGCGGGGAACAGUUCGCGCCCCACCAACAGCUGGAACUGGGCGCGCAUCUGGAUCGGCACGUACAGGUCGGGCUAUCGGAGGCAUGCGACUUCUGCUUGCUGGUGUUCGUUGAUCUGCAGAGCCGACUACAGCACGUGCGGUCCUGCCAUGAUGCGGAGGUGCGGCAGGUGAUGCAGCUGAAUGAAAGCCGUGGGGACGGCGGGAUGUGGGUUCAAUAAAGAACGGGAAGUCGUUUUUUUAACAGGUA